GGAGGCAGCGGCUGUGGAGGCGGCGGCGGCGAGGAGCUUCAGGUAGCGUCUGCCUUCUGAAGUGCUUGCAAAAACACUCGGGAUGCUGAGGCUCCGGCCAGUGCAGGGGGGCCUGCGGCUCCUAGGCGUCCGCCGCACCUCCACCGCCCCCGCCGCCUCCCCCAGCGUCCGGCGUUUGGAGUACAGGCCCAUCAAGAAAGUCAUGGUGGCCAACCGAGGUGAGAUUGCCAUCCGCGUGUUCCGGGCCUGCACGGAGCUGGGCAUCCGUACCGUGGCCGUGUACUCCGAGCAGGACACUGGCCAGAUGCACCGGCAGAAGGCAGACGAGGCCUACCUCAUCGGCCGCGGCCUGGCGCCCGUGCAGGCCUACCUGCACAUCCCGGACAUCAUCAAGGUGGCCAAGGAGAACGGGGUGGACGCCGUGCAUCCUGGCUACGGCUUCCUCUCCGAGCGAGCAGACUUCGCCCAGGCCUGCCAAGACGCCGGGGUCCGCUUCAUUGGGCCAAGCCCAGAGGUGGUCCGCAAGAUGGGGGACAAGGUGGAGGCCCGGGCCAUCGCCAUCGCCGCAGGUGUCCCCGUGGUCCCCGGGACAGACGCUCCCAUCACCUCCCUGCACGAAGCCCACGAAUUCUCCAACACCUACGGCUUUCCCAUCAUUUUCAAGGCCGCCUACGGGGGCGGGGGCCGCGGCAUGAGGGUGGUACAGAGCUACGAGGAGCUGGAGGAGAGCUACACCCGGGCCUACUCGGAGGCCCUGGCCGCCUUUGGCAACGGGGCGCUGUUUGUGGAGAAGUUCAUUGAAAAGCCACGCCACAUUGAGGUGCAGAUCCUGGGGGACCAGUAUGGGAACAUCCUGCACCUGUAUGAGAGGGACUGCUCCAUUCAGAGGCGCCACCAGAAGGUGGUGGAGAUCGCCCCGGCCGCCCACCUGGACCCCCAGCUCCGCAUGCGGCUCACCAGUGACUCUGUGAAGUUGGCCAAGCAGGUGGGCUACGAGAACGCAGGCACCGUGGAGUUCCUGGUGGACAAGCACGGCAAGCACUACUUCAUCGAGGUCAACUCGCGGCUGCAGGUGGAGCACACGGUCACAGAGGAGAUCACAGAUGUGGACCUGGUCCACGCCCAGAUCCAUGUGGCCGAAGGCAGGAGCCUGCCGGACCUGGGCCUGCGGCAGGAGAACAUUCGCAUCAACGGCUGUGCCAUCCAGUGCCGCGUCACCACUGAGGACCCUGCACGCAGCUUCCAGCCGGACACGGGCCGCAUUGAGGUGUUCCGGAGUGGGGAAGGCAUGGGGAUUCGCCUGGACAACGCCUCUGCCUUCCAAGGGGCUGUCAUCUCCCCCCACUACGACUCUCUGCUGGUCAAAGUCAUUGCCCACGGCAAGGACCACCCCACGGCCGCCACCAAGAUGAGCCGAGCCCUGGCUGAGUUCCGCGUGCGGGGUGUGAAGACCAACAUCCCCUUCCUGCAGAACGUGCUCAACAACCAGCAGUUCCUGGCGGGCACCGUGGACACCCAGUUCAUCGACGAGAACCCCGAGCUCUUCCAGCUGCGGCCGGCGCAGAACCGAGCCCAGAAGCUGCUGCACUACCUCGGACACGUCAUGGUAAAUGGCCCCACCACCCCCAUCCCUGUCAAGGCCAGCCCAAGCCCCACGGACCCUGUUGUCCCUGCAGUGCCCAUAGGCCCACCCCCUACUGGCUUCAGAGACAUCCUGCUGCAAGAGGGGCCUGAGGGCUUCGCUCGCGCCGUGAGGCGCCACCAGGGGCUGCUGCUGAUGGACACCACCUUCAGGGACGCCCACCAGUCACUGCUGGCCACGCGCGUGCGCACCCAUGAUCUGAAAAAGAUCGCCCCCUAUGUGGCCCACAACUUCAGCAACCUCUUCAGCAUGGAGAACUGGGGAGGAGCCACGUUUGAUGUUGCCAUGCGCUUCCUCUACGAGUGCCCGUGGCGGCGGCUGCAGGAGCUGCGGGAACUGAUCCCCAACAUCCCCUUCCAGAUGCUGCUGCGGGGCGCCAAUGCCGUGGGCUACACCAACUACCCCGACAACGUGGUCUUCAAGUUCUGCGAGGUGGCCAAGGAGAAUGGCAUGGAUGUCUUCCGGAUCUUCGACUCCCUCAACUACCUGCCGAACAUGCUGCUGGGCAUGGAGGCUGCGGGCAGCGCCGGGGCCGUGGUGGAGGCUGCCAUCUCGUACACGGGGGACGUGGCCGACCCCAGCCGCACCAAGUACUCGCUGCAGUACUACAUGGACCUGGCGGAGGAGCUGGUGCGAGCAGGCACCCACAUCCUGUGCAUCAAGGACAUGGCGGGGUUGCUGAAGCCGGCAGCCUGCACGCUGCUGGUCAGCUCCCUGCGAGACCGCUUCCCCGACCUGCCCCUGCACAUUCACACCCACGACACUUCCGGCGCGGGCGUGGCCGCCAUGCUGGCCUGUGCCCAGGCAGGUGCUGACGUGGUAGAUGUGGCUGCUGACUCAAUGUCUGGGAUGACCUCACAGCCCAGCAUGGGAGCCCUGGUGGCCUGUACCCGAGGGACCCCCCUGGACACAGAGGUGCCCUUGGAGCGCGUCUUUGACUACAGCGAGUACUGGGAGGGGGCCCGGGGACUGUACGCAGCCUUCGACUGCACAGCUACCAUGAAGUCCGGCAACUCUGACGUGUAUGAGAAUGAGAUCCCGGGGGGCCAGUACACCAACCUGCACUUCCAGGCCCACAGCAUGGGGCUGGGCUCCAAGUUCAAGGAGGUCAAGAAGGCCUACGUGGAAGCCAACCAGAUGCUGGGUGAUCUCAUCAAGGUGACGCCCUCCUCCAAGAUCGUGGGGGACCUGGCGCAGUUCAUGGUGCAGAAUGGGCUGAGCCGGGCUGAAGCCGAGGCCCAGGCGGAGGAGCUGUCAUUCCCACGCUCCGUGGUGGAGUUCCUGCAGGGCUACAUUGGAGUCCCCCAUGGGGGCUUCCCCGAGCCCCUGCGCUCAAAGGUGCUGAAGGACCUGCCGAGGGUUGAGGGGCGCCCCGGAGCCUCCCUCCCACCGCUGGACCUGCAGGCACUGGAGAAGGAACUGGUGGAGCGGCACGGGGAGGAGGUGACGCCCGAGGAUGUGCUGUCCGCUGCCAUGUACCCUGAUGUCUUCGCCCAGUUCAAGGACUUCACCGCCACCUUUGGCCCCCUGGACAGCCUCAACACGCGCCUCUUCCUGCAGGGACCCAAGAUUGCAGAGGAGUUUGAGGUGGAGCUGGAGCGGGGCAAGACGCUGCACAUCAAGGCCCUGGCCGUGAGCGACCUGAACCGGGCCGGGCAGAGGCAGGUGUUCUUCGAGCUCAACGGGCAGCUGCGCUCCAUCCUGGUCAAGGACACACAGGCCAUGAAGGAGAUGCACUUCCACCCCAAAGCCCUCAAGGACGUGAAGGGGCAGAUCGGGGCGCCCAUGCCGGGGAAGGUGAUUGACAUCAAGGUGGCCGCUGGGGCACGGGUGGCCAAGGGCCAGCCCCUUUGCGUGCUCAGUGCCAUGAAGAUGGAGACUGUGGUGACCUCACCCGUGGAGGGCACCGUGCGCAAGGUGCACGUGACCAAGGACAUGACGCUGGAAGGUGACGACCUCAUCCUGGAGAUCGAGUGAGCUCGCCCAGCACCCGCAGCCUGGUGAUCCCAUCUUGACAGCAGCUGAGCGCCCUGGGCAGGCCCAGGCCAGCAGAAGGGCUGGCCCCGCACACUGCCCUCGUGGGACCCGAGGAGACCUGCCCGCAGGGCCCUCUCGCUGGCCGACAGCUACUCACAUCAUCUCUUGCCAAAUGAGGACCCUCCUCCUGCGGGCAAGCCUGGCAUGGGGGAGGGGUCCUAGGACACAGGUAGGGGAGGCCCCUGCCCAGGUCCCGGGACAUUUGCUCAAU
Ochotona curzoniae (black-lipped pika) is the source of this 3890-nucleotide messenger RNA. It is a transcript of the gene PC, whose product is annotated as pyruvate carboxylase. Gene Ontology annotation, biological process: gluconeogenesis; pyruvate metabolic process. The coding region runs from base 83 to 3619 and encodes 1178 amino acids. Gene Ontology annotation, molecular function: metal ion binding; ATP binding; pyruvate carboxylase activity. NCBI's taxonomy places the organism in Eukaryota, Metazoa, Chordata, Mammalia, Lagomorpha, Ochotonidae. The transcript is spliced from 22 exons. Gene Ontology annotation, cellular component: cytoplasm. The record is from RefSeq and is a predicted model, not a curated record.